AUGAUCCAUGACCCGGCUCUCGACCGUUGGGCCGCUAUGCGCGAGAACGUGUACCAGCACUACAAGUUCACGCGCACCAUCACGCGCCAGACCGUCGCCCUCGGCCUUGUCCUCCCCAUUGCCAUCUACGCCGUCGCUGCCGUCUACGACAACAAGUACGACUGGGCCGGCAAGCUCAAGGGCUCGAGCCUCCUCCGCAACCCACCAGCCCCUGCGCCGGCCAAGGACGACGAGUAA
Messenger RNA from Vanrija pseudolonga, 237 nucleotides. RefSeq lists its product as uncharacterized. Gene Ontology annotation, cellular component: mitochondrion. The record is from RefSeq and is a predicted model, not a curated record. Lineage: Eukaryota; Fungi; Basidiomycota; Tremellomycetes; Trichosporonales; Trichosporonaceae. Bases 1 to 237 code for a protein of 78 amino acids. The transcript has 4 exons.